AUGAUGCAGCAUAAGAAAAACGGUUCUCUAACGGAUGUCACUACACAAGUUAACUUCAAGCCUUCAUCAGCCAUGCCAUCCGGUAGCAUCUCAAGAACAGCCAAUCAGUUGGUCAUGCAGCUGAUUCAAGUUAUUGAAAAUAAAGAGCAUAUGAUCACCACCGUGACAGUUCCUUUGCCAUCUAGCAGCUCCGUUGUAACCGAUUUUGGUAUUCAUAAGAUGCGUGAUCAACUGGAUGCCUUUCUGAAGGAGUUUACAGCCGAUCCAGCUUAUAUCGAACCGAUGGUGGAUGCAGCGACUCAAACAGAGGGAACCCUCAGCCCUGCAUCUGAAGCGACUGAUUCGGAAGAAAAUACGAUUCCAGUUCAAAACAAGAUACCUGAUCAAGUUAACAGUGCUACUGUUAACGUCCAACGAGAAUAUUUCGGAGUUUUGCACUUUUUGGUUACUCGGCCAUCGUUGUCGGCUCGAAUGAAAAUCGCGCUGACUGAUCUCGAUGGAAUUUCAAUGAAGGAAUUCGAGAAAUUACGGAACAAUUUAGCUAACGAGCUUACCCCGUUGUUCGUACCAUCCGAGAAUUCGAUUCCUGAACCAGAAAUAAUUGACCCGGAUAUUAAGAAAUAUGUCUACUCAGAACGUGGAACUUAUUGUCCAGGUGUUUUGAACCUUGUGGUUUUCCGAAAUGGCAUGGGUGCAAACUUGAAGGUGAAGAUUCCAAGUCUUCAAGGAAUUACGACGAAUCAAUACAAAAACGUACGACAGAAUGUGAGACAGUUUCUUGUCCCAUUUUUUGAAGCCGCAGCAGCUAUGGAUGCUGGCAUCGAAAUUACUCGAGGAGCUACCAGCAACAACACAGAGGAAGCAAUGAAAAAAGCAAUUGAAGAGCUUAAACAUUCGGGAAUUCUCGAGCCUGAAGUCGAAUUUGACCCUAGUAUUCCAUCGACGUCUACUGGAAUCACGAAAUCUCAGGAAGUUCCAAAGGCAAAGAGUUUUGGUCGCGAAAAAGAUGCAAAACAAGUCGAGAGUCAUAAGAAGAGCAAGGUAAUUUAUGUGACGCCAUUUACAGUAUAA
Caenorhabditis bovis is the source of this 1071-nucleotide messenger RNA. Lineage: Eukaryota; Metazoa; Nematoda; Chromadorea; Rhabditida; Rhabditidae. The record is from the annotation of a GenBank genome assembly.